Thrips palmi is the source of this 1320-nucleotide messenger RNA. The record is from the annotation of a RefSeq genome assembly. NCBI's taxonomy places the organism in Eukaryota, Metazoa, Arthropoda, Insecta, Thysanoptera, Thripidae.
AUUUUAGCAAUUUCUUUUACUUUUUUUGUUCUUUUUUUUUGUCUUGUAAUAGGAAUUAAAUGAUUUAUUUUAUUAAGUUUAAUAAUAAUAUUUUACCCUUUUUUCCAUUUUUUAAACUUUAAUUUAUCUUUAUUUAGAAAAAAUCUAUAUAUUUCUUUAGAUUUUUUUUCUUUUCUAAUAAUUAUUUUGACCUUUUGAAUUGUUUUCUUAAGUAUUUUAUCUAGUAUAAACAUUUUGAUAUCCUCUUUUUCUAAACUUUUUUUAAUUCUUUUUUAUUUCUUAUUUUUUUUCCUUUAUAUGUUUUUUUCUGUAAGAAAUUUUUUUUUCUUCUUUUUUUUUUUUGAAGCUACUUUAAUUCCCACUUUAUUUAUUAUUGUUGGUUGGGGUAAUAAAGUAGAACGAAUUAAAUCUGGUUAUUACUUAUUUUUUUAUACUCUUUUUGGUUCUAUACCUAUGUUGAUAAGAAUUUUUUUUUUAAAAGAAAUAAAUUUUUCUUUAAUUUUUUUUUUUUUUAAUUUAAAGAGAACUUAUUAUCUCAUAUAUAUAUUUUUAGUUAUUUCAUUAUUAAUUAAGAUACCUAUAUUUUUAGUUCAUUCAUGACUUCCUAAAGCUCAUGUUGAAGCACCUUUAAGAGGUUCUAUAAUUUUGGCUGGUGUUCUAUUAAAAAUAGGGGGAUAUGGUUUAUUCCGUUUAAUAAAUCUAUUUAAAAAGUUUAGUAAUCUUAAUUCCAUUUGAAUUUAUAUUAGUCUUUGAGGCGGAAUUUUAUCAAGAUUUAUUUGUUUACGACAGGUAGAUCUAAAAUCCAUUAUUGCUUUUUCCUCUGUUUCUCAUAUGAGUUUAGUUAUUGUUGGAAUUUUAAUUUUUUGUUAUUCUUCUUUAAUCGGUUCUUUAAUACUAAUAGUGUCUCAUGGAUUAUGUUCUUCUGGUUUAUUUUUUUUAGCUAAUAUUUUAUAUGAACGUUCUGGAAGACGAAGAAUUUUUUUAAAUAAAGGUCUUAUAUCUAUAUUUCCUUCUUUGUCUAUCUGAUGAUUUAUUUUUUGUGCUUUUAAUAUGGCUUGUCCUCCUUCUUUAAAUUUGAUUAGGGAAAUUUUUUUAAUAAAUGGUUUAAUUUCUUGAAGAUUUUUAUUUGUUUUUUUUUUAAUAUUUAUCUCUUUUUUAGGAGGGGUAUAUAAUUUAUUUUUGUUUUCUUUUUGUAAUCAUGGUUCCAUAUAUUCUAGAAUUUUUUUUUUUAAUUCAUGUUACUUAAUUGAAUAUUUCAUUUUAUAUAUACAUUUUUUUCCAAUUUUUUUUUUUUUUAUAAAAUUGUUUUUUUUUUUUUAA